GCGCAUGCGCGGCGUGGCGCGGCGCGGCUGAGCUGUGGCGGCCCCGUGCCCAGUUCCUCAAUGGAAAAGAUGUUAAAAACUGCCCACGGCACUAUGGAAGCACUCAGACAAAAUAGUCAUCUGCUGACACCCCUGAGGAAUUGUUGGGCAAAGUGACAGAAAUGAAGAACUUCAACCAUCGCUUCAGUAUGGCAGCUGAAUCUGACAAAGACUCCGGAUAUUCAGAUGGAAGUUCCGAGUGUCCAAGUGCUAUGGAGCAGACGGACUCCGAGGAUGUGCUGAAUGCGCUCUGUUGGAAUGCAGAGGAUGGACCUUGGCAAUGCCCAAGGACCACAAGCAGCUCCUUUCCUGCGCUAUCUCCUAUGGUUGUUAUGAAAAAUGUGUUGGUUAAGCAGGGGAGUUCAUCACAGCUCCAGUCUUGGACUGUGCAGCCAUCCUUUGAAGUGAUUCCAGCUCAGCCACAGCUAGUGUUUCUUCGUCCAUCAAUCCCACCUCCCAUUAAUCCUCACCCUGAUGGGAAAAAGAGAAAUGACUCCACUAAUUAUCUGCCCAUCCUGAAUUCUUUUCCCAAAAUAGCACCACAGCCCUGCAAAAGAGAUCACUCCUUUGACCUAGAAGAAUGUCAGGAAGCCACUUGCCAUAAACGACUCUGCACAGAAGCACCCAAGAUGGAGACUUCUCCUGUACUAAUGAGCACAGGCUUGCCUACUAGUCCUUUUUCCCAUGUACCAGUUAGUUUUAAGACCCCUCAGGACUCUAACCAGCAAAGUUCUUCAGCUCUGGUGACGAGUGGAAAACUGUCAGCUCUUCCUGGUUUUCAUUGCGUUUCCAGUGACUCCCAGAAGGUGCCAGGUUUGACUCCCCUUUUGCCUUUUGGAACUCUGCAGGCAGCAAAGUGCACCCUUCAUGAGAGCGAGAGUGCAUCACAGACUACAAUGCCUUCUGCAGCGUGGAGCCCUCCAUUGAUACCAGAAGAGAUUUGCACUACCCCUGAGCUGCUCUUGCAACAGCAAAGCAAGUGCAGACGCUUUCAGAAUACACUUGUUGUGCUACGCAGGUCGGGAUUGCUGGAGAUCACUUUAAAAACCAAGGAGCUCAUUCAUCAGAACCAGGUGACACAGGCUGAGCUGGACCAGCUGAAGCACCAAACACAGCUUUUCAUAGAAGCAAUAAAGAACAAUGCUCCACAGUCAUGGGCAGAGCUAGAAGCAUCUCUAACAGGAUCCAAUAAGGCUGAAAGCAACCUUGAAGACCCCACUUAUCCCAACAUGUAGUAAAAAUGUGCUUAGCUGUUGAUCAAGUUAUUUCUGUGCCUCCUUUUUCCUGUCUCAAACUUCUACUUGAGCAUUUUUUGAGUCCAGAAUUUGCAGUUGUAUUGCCAUUAACAAUUUGUCUUUAGAGCCAGCUGUAGGACUGGAAUAGCAUGGUGGGUUCUAGACAGAAUGAGUACUUAGUACUGCAGUGUGACCUUGAACUUCAUGCUUACUUUGUGUAAUUCCUUGGACUGAAGAAGUUUAUAUGCACUCUGCUGGCAUGUUCCCAUUCUUGAAGUGAAGACAGUCAUUUGCAGUAUUCUGAAGCAUCUUCUUAUUCCCAUCUUCAGAUAGUUGUUUCUGAGAGUGCAGCAGCAGAACAGGCCCCACUGUUGGGCCAUCAUGACUUCCAAAUAGGUGAAGGGAGUUGGUGUGAGGUGAAAUAAGUCCUUUUCCCAUCCCCUUCUUUCUUUAUUUAGAGAAAAUCAGUUGAAUGUAGUGAGGAUGGGAGAUGUGUCAGCUUGGAUAAACUUGCUGAAAAUUUUAUCUGUAAGUUUGAACUUCAAAAAACAAACUCCAAAACAUUUUUUCCUUCAUAUAGAUUGAUAGCAUUCCUAGGCUGCUUGCCUUGAGAUACUGCUAACACCACAAUGUGCAUAAGAUACUGACCUUGCUAGCAGAGAGCCACAGUAGUCAUGUUACAAAAGCUAUUUUAGAGACAUUUAUUUCGUUGCAGUUACCUAGACACUUAACUACAUCACUCCCUGCAAUCUGAAGGGAUUUUUUUCCAGAGGUAGCUUGUGUAGAAAAUUGAAAACUGCUUUGUCUAAGAACAUUAAGGAAUAUGAAUGUGAUAUGUUCCUUUCUGUGUGACAAUGUUUUCAAAAACUCAUGCUAUCUAGGUAACUAGGUAUUUUGAUGCUUUGAUUCCUUCUAUCAUCUGUUUCAGAUUGUUAAAAAAAAGAAACUUGAGAGUAGAGUAGAUAUCUUGCUAAUUUGUGACUAGACCUUUACAUUUUCUGAUUCCUCUAGGAAUCAGUAUUGUGGAAGACUGUAGAGAAUACUUUUAUAGUCCUUCCUGAAAUAGGUGAAUUACAGAAAUUGGAAGGGACUUCUGUCUUGUAAGGGAUUUCAUCCAUUUAAACUGAUGAAAAGAAAUGCUUUACAUGUUUUAAGAAGUUGAGGCAUUUGACUCCUAUUUGUAUAACCACGGGCCUUUGGAGAAAUGUUGUGGCGGGGGUUGCUCUAGUGGAGCUGUAGCAAACUAGUAGCCAUGGGACCUUUCAUGGGAUCCUGUCUACCUGCUGAAGACUGGUGCAGUAUGUGGGAAUUGUUUAAAAGCGUUUGUAGACUCUGUUCUGGCAUUUAUUUUUUUUAAUAUACCUGACAUAGUUGUGAUACUACCGUGUCUCAUAACUCGCAGCCUGGCGAUAUCAGAACUCGGCCAGCAAACCCAGAAGGCAGCACAGUACAAUAUAAUAAUGUAGGACACAAUAUAGAGACAAUCUAUCAGUUGUGAUAUCUGCACCAGAUGAUAUUUGGCAGAAUAGAUGUGAUGAUACCUUAGUCCAUUUAUGAAAGAAGAUCUUGUUUUCAUUUGAACUUCUUACAAGGAGAGAAGGCAGUUCCAUUGAUAGAAUACAUGUAAUAGGCCUAGAGGUGUGAGGUAUGAGAAAGUGCAUAGGAUAUUUUUUCUACUUUUCCUAAAGUUCUUACUCUACCUAUUAAAUAGAGAGGAGAAUUUGAAAUUCGGACUAUGUAUUUUUAGGAGGUGAUUGCCCUAGAAAACAAGAUGAUGGGCUCGAGUACCUAGAGAUGAAAGGGAGGCAGAAAAAAUUAAAUCCAAUUGUAGCUGUUUGAGACAAGGAAAAAUGAGUCUACCAGUGACCUCCAUUCUAUUUCCACUGCUCUAAUAGAGUAUAAAGGAAUGAAAAACUUGCUUUGCAGGGCAGUAUCCUCUGACUGAGGGAGACUUAGCUGGUGGAAAUCUCUUGUAGCCCUUAGAGUACUGUACCUACUUUUUCCCUGACAGUAUGGAGGAUGGGCUGAAGUCGGUGUGCUUACAGCUAAUGGGCCUUUCAGCAGGUGUAAUUUGUAUAAAUAGAUGUUCAGUAAAUCUGUGAAUAAAGUCCAGCAGCUGGUUAGAAAUCUCCUACUGGGCAUCAGUCCAGACUUAAAUAGUAUUUACUGAGCUAGAAAAAUCCACUCUGGAACUCAUACUUAAACCUGGGGCUCCUUAGGAAGCAUAUCCCUAGAUAAUGGGAAACCUUAACUCAACAUCUAUUAAAAAAAAGGAUGUUGAAGGUCUCUGGUGAUGAAUAUGUCAUCAGGCACCAUUCUGUUCAGUUUUCUUGGCUGCCUUUAUUCCUGGGAACCCUGAUAAAGCUUUAAAACAGUAAGGGCUUUCCUUUCUUGGCUGCAAUGUAAUAAAAUAGGUUAGCUUGGAAAUGCAUUCAGAAAAUUAGUUGACUACAUCAGGACCAGGAUAAAUCCACAUUCUGGGUAGGAUCUGAAAGUGCUCCAGUAGAUUUGAAGAGAAAUGUUAGCCUCUGAAUGGAAGCUGUAAGCUAUGAGCUCACAGGGUUUUUUAAUCUUUGCAGCAGCAAGACUUGGUAUUAAGAAGUCAGCUGAAGACAGUUGUCUUGAUCUAAUCAGUCAGAUGGCCUUCUGCAGCUUCAGCUGUUGCUGACAACUUACAAGUAGCUUGAUGGGUCAGACAGACUGUUUUUUGUAUUAAGUUUUAAUAAAUGUUGGUAUUUUGAUUACUUUUACUAUGUCUUUUUGAAAUUCUACUGUUCCAGUUGGAAUGUAAAUAUUUUCUGUACUUUCAAAGUCCAUUGCUAGCUCCGAAUACAGUAGCCUAACACCUCUGUUAUACAUGACCUUUUUGCUAAAACUUUACAGAAAUUGACUGUGAAAUAUUAAUGAAAUAAAGUAUAUACUUGAAAAA
Molecule: messenger RNA, 4203 nt
Organism: Sturnus vulgaris (Common starling)
Lineage: Eukaryota; Metazoa; Chordata; Aves; Passeriformes; Sturnidae
Gene: CIPC
Product: CLOCK interacting pacemaker
Biological process (GO): negative regulation of DNA-templated transcription; negative regulation of circadian rhythm
Cellular component (GO): nucleus
Source: RefSeq, a predicted model, not a curated record